AUGACGCCACAUUUCCUGGCAAAGAUGGUGGCAUCACCUUAUGCUUCUCCUAGUCCACCGCAGUAUCCAGUGGAAAGAAAGCUGAAAAAGCCCUUGAUGGAAAAACGUCGUCGGGCUCGCAUGAACGAAUGUUUGGAUCAGUUGAAACAUCUCUUACUACACAUUUCACCGAAUCAUCGUACGAAGUUAGAAAAGGCAGAUAUUUUAGAAAUGACGGUUGCUUAUCUCAAUCAGAUGCAACAUCCACCCUCACCCUCUACAUCAUCAUUCGACAACAAUGCUAUUUAUCAGCAAUCUUAUACGGAAGGUUUCACCGUAGCUGCUUCAGCUUGUCUGACUUAUCUGCAGAAUAUUCUACCGCCUAGUGAAUUUGCACCUCAAGCACAACAGUUCAAAAUUGGACUCAUACAGCAUCUUCAGUCUGUGAUGUCGAAUCAUGUGAAUGGAUCGGGUGAAAAUUCAGCACCGGUUCCUUCUCAUCUAGUAGCGUCAUAUCUGCCAACAAAUUUCCAGGCACGAUCACCAUUAACCGGCAGUUACUUAGCAACAAAUUACUUACCAAAUCUACCUUACCCGCGCACUUCUUGCAUUACAUAUCAGCCUAAUACUUCUGGACUUUACGGCACCCCUGUACUGCGUACGGCGGUUUCUACCACCGUUUCAAAAGAUUUGGUACCGCGAUCUAUUGCCGUUGCUGGUCCGCACUCCAGUUUAUCUGGAUUUUGUGGUAACGGUCGGAAAAAAUGCUCUGGGCAUCCAGAAUCGGCGAUAGGAAGUGAAACGAAAGGCAAAAUUAAUGGAUUAGAGGAAGUAGAAACAAUGAAGGAUGUGAAAGUUUGGCGACCAUUUUGA
Messenger RNA from Cercopithifilaria johnstoni, 852 nucleotides. The record is from the annotation of a GenBank genome assembly. NCBI's taxonomy places the organism in Eukaryota, Metazoa, Nematoda, Chromadorea, Rhabditida, Onchocercidae.